Messenger RNA from Camellia sinensis, 572 nucleotides. RefSeq names its product heat shock factor-binding protein. Lineage: Eukaryota; Viridiplantae; Streptophyta; Magnoliopsida; Ericales; Theaceae. Gene Ontology annotation, molecular function: transcription corepressor activity. Gene Ontology annotation, biological process: cellular heat acclimation. The record is from RefSeq and is a predicted model, not a curated record. Gene Ontology annotation, cellular component: nucleus; cytosol.
AGAGAGAGAGAGAGAGAGAGUCUCAGGAAUAAGCGAAGAAUGGAUGGACAAGAUUCUGAAGAUCCAAAGCAAAGCACUGCUGAUAUGACAGUUUUUGUACAAAACCUUCUUCAACAGAUGCAAGGGAGGUUCCAGACAAUGUCUGAGUCCAUCGUGACAAAAGUUGAUGAAAUGGGAGCCCGGAUAAAUGAAUUGGAGCAGAGCAUCAAUGAUCUCAGAGCGGAGAUGGGAGCAGAGGGCUCUCCAUCCCCUUUGCCACCGUCAAAGAAGCCCGAUGAUGUCAAGCUAGAGGAAGGUUCCGCGUAGAGUUGGUGGAAUGUGUUGCAAUGCCCAUUGCCAGUUUAAUUUCAUGCUCACUUUUUUGGUUUACAAAUCUUUGUUGGAGAUUGAAUACUGAUUUUACAUGAGAUAUUGAAUCAGUGCGCUAGAAGUUUAUGUAUUAGAUUCUUCUUGCUUCCGUAUCCUGAGAUUGCAAAGUUACAAUUCAUGUUUGUCUGUUCGAUGUUACAACUGCCCUCAUAUGGUAAUUAGGAGACAUUUUAAUCUGUUGUGCAAAUUACUACAUUUGUUCA